GCGAUGGGCGUGUGGUAUUGAGAAAGAAGGUCAGCUGAAGAGAUUGACGCCUAUUUUAGUUUAGAGAGAGUGUGUGAAAAAGAUCAGGGCGGGUGAACUCACAGGAGGGAAGAAGGUUGUGGAACUUGCUGUGCGGGCGAAGUGUGUGUUUGCAGAUUUAAAAGAUGAGUUACCCAGGAUACCCGUCAGCCCCUGGCGGCUACCCACCAGCACCAGGAGGAUACCCACCAGCACCAGGAGGAGGAUACCCACCUGCACCAGGAGGAUACCCACCUGCACCAGGAGGAUACCCACCUGCACCAGGUGGUAAUCCAUGGGGCUCCAAUCCGACCAUGCCCAUUGGACUGGAUUCUUUUGGAAGCAUGUCAACAAGUACCAAUUUAUCCAAUAUGUCAGGAAGGGUUGAGAACUUAGCAGCCAUAAUACGACCACAACUUCCGGAUGCAUUUGGGGCACUUCCCAAUCAGCAGCCAUAUGGAAUGUACCCACAAGGCCAAGGUGGUCAACCUGGUGCUCCAUCAUACAACCCAGGAUAUCCUGCUUCUAACACAGGGUUUUCAGCCUCCGGCCCAACUUCAGGUUAUCCAUCUGGCCCGGCGCCAGGUUAUCCAUCUGGCCCGACUCCAGGUUAUCCAUCAGGCCCGACUCCAGGUUAUCCAUCAGGCCCGACUUCAGGUUAUCCAUCAGGCCCGACUUCAGGUUAUCCAUCUGGCCCAACUCCAGGUUUUGCAUCUGGCCCAACUCCAAGUUAUCCAUCUGGCCAGACUCCAGGUUAUGGAGCUAGUCCAUCACAAGGAUACCCCUCAAACCCCUCUUCAGUUGCAGCACCAGUGAAGCCUGUGAACCGGGGGACUGUAAGAGAAGCUUCAGGGUUUGAUGCCUUGAGAGAUGCUGAGGCCCUCAGGAAAGCUAUGAAAGGCUUUGGCACAAAUGAACAGGCCAUUAUUGAUGUAGUCACUCAUCGUUCAAACAAGCAGAGGCAACAGAUUGUCUUGUCCUUUAAAACAGCCUACGGAAAGGAUUUGAUAAAGGAGCUAAAGUCUGAGUUGUCGGGCAAUUUUGAGAAGGCAGUCCUGGCACUACUGAAGCCUUCUGUACUUUAUGACGCCACUGAACUGAAGGAUGCCAUCAAGGGGGCUGGUACAGACGAGCAAUGUCUAAUUGAGAUCCUGGCAUCCCGUUCCAAUGCGGAAAUCCACGCCAUCAACAGUGCUUACAAAGCAGAGUUUAAAAAGACUCUGGAACAGGACAUCAAGAGUGAUACAUCAGGACACUUUGAAAGGUUGCUGGUCUCCCUUGUCCAGGGUAACCGAGAUGAAACCCAAAAUGUGGACAUAACACUGGUUAAAAAGGAUGCUCAGGAUUUAUAUAAUGCAGGAGAAGGUCGUAUGGGAACUGAUGAGUCAAAGUUUAAUGCCAUCCUGUGUUCAAGGAACAGAGCCCACCUGAAAGCAGUGUUUGAGGAGUAUCGACAGGUUUGUAAAUAUGAUAUUGAAAAGACCAUCAGCCGGGAGAUGUCUGGGAACCUGGAGCGAGGCAUGUUGGCAGUAGUGAAAUGUCUGAGAAAUACCCCGGCCUUUUAUGCUGAAAGACUCUACAAGUCAAUGAAGGGUUUGGGGACAGAUGACAAAACAUUGAUUCGCAUCAUGGUGUCUCGUUGUGAGGUUGAUAUGUUGGACAUCCGGGCCGAGUUCAAGAAGAUGUAUGGACAGUCGCUGUACUCCUUCAUAGCGGGUGACACCUCUGGAGACUACAGGAAACUCCUGCUGCAGCUGUGUGGCUCCAAUGAUUAAGGAGGAAGUGAACAGCUGAGGUGACAGACAAUUUGAUGCAGGUUCUCCGAAGAAACAACGUGCCCCAUCAAUGUGUGAAAGCCUCUCUGUCUUCUUUCUAUGGAUUUAAUUCUAUUUUGUAUUGGCUUGUAAAUGUGUAAUCUGUUUUUAUCAGCAUUUUCAAGUAUGUUCAUUUAGCCAAAGUUUGAAUGAGUACACUUCCACUUCCCAGAACAUUUUAAGACCAUCAGCAGAGUUAUUAAUUCCCCUCUGCCCUGAGUGAGUUUCUCAGUAAGUGAAAAGGCUGUAGCUGUCAAAGUGUGCAGUUGUCUAGGGGAAAAAUGAACUCCACUAAUUGCUUUUAGGGAGGUGAGCAGUCUGUAUGUUUUUUAGAAAUAAUUACUGUAAAGCUGCGUGCUGCUGUUUUCAGGAUAUUCUCGUUGUGCCUUCUUCUUGAGAUUUCUAAUCUGUCUGUUGGCAGGAAAUUCUUUAUUUUCUAACAGUCUUCAAUCAAAAGAUAAUUGACAUGUGUCAAGUAUGCAUGGACUUUUUUUUUGUAUUUAGAAAGCUGCAUUGUUUGCAUAAUUGGAACACCAACCAAGAAUGUUUUUGUUGUUGAGCCAGUGUUGACCUGUUCUUUCCAUCCAGGUCAAAUGGCUUGCUCUCUGCAACAUCCAUUCACCUGCCCAGAAUAGAGAGUUUGCAGCAGGGAUAUGCAGCCUAUAUCUUGCCUGGAAUUAUCCAGGUGCCAAGAGAAUUAAUUUGGUUCGUGUGCCUACUGUUUCUAUUUGGCUUCCUGACCAAAGAAUCUGCCAAUGACCUUUCAUCCUGCUGGUGUUUCUCAGAUCGCAGCAGGAACACCAGGGAUAGGGGAUAAGUGCGUUUAAGUUACCAAACUCUACAGAGCCAGCCAGGUUUAUUGAUGGUGAAGAAAGCUGUCUGAAAGUGUGGACCCUUGAGAGGAGGAAGACAAUGUGCUAAAAAUAUAAAUAAUACAGAAAUAAAUACUAUGCAACUAAUUUAAAA
Molecule: messenger RNA, 2798 nt
Organism: Hemiscyllium ocellatum (epaulette shark)
Lineage: Eukaryota; Metazoa; Chordata; Chondrichthyes; Orectolobiformes; Hemiscylliidae
Product: annexin A4-like
Exons: 15
Coding region: 165-1793 (542 amino acids)
Biological process (GO): cytokinetic process; phagocytosis
Cellular component (GO): cytoplasm
Molecular function (GO): calcium ion binding; calcium-dependent phospholipid binding
Source: RefSeq, a predicted model, not a curated record